AUGUCCUCGACGGACGCGGAUCGCGUCGCCAGCGGCCCCCUCGCCGCGGGCUCGGUCCCCAAGGAGGUGACCUGGGACGGGCUGGACAAGCGCAAGUUCUUCGUCGUGGGAGCCGGGAUGUUCAGCUGCGUGACGUGCAUGCUGUACCCGCUCACGGUGAUCAAGACGAGACAGAUGGUGGACGGCAGCGCGGUGGGGUCGAGGCCGCCGCCCGCGAUGAGCAUCGUUAAGGACAUAGUGAAGGAGAGGGGGAUCCCGGGGCUCUACCGCGGUUUCGGCACCAUCGUGGUCGGAACCCUCCCCAUCCGUUUCGUCUACCUCAGCACGCUCGAGGUCGUCAAGGCGCGCGCCAGGGUGGUGUGCGAGGCGCUCGACCUACCCCCGAUGGCCCACGGCAUCGCGGACGCCGCCGGUGGAGCCACCGCGAGCAUGUGCUCGCAGGUGCUCGGCGUGCCCGUGGACAUCAUAUCGCAGAGACAGAUGGUGCAGGGGGUGGCGGUGAGAGCCGCGUCGGGGGAGGGAACCGUGCGUUUAAGGGGCUACCGCAACGGCGUUCACGCCCUGAGGGAGAUCAUCGCGGCGGAAGGGGUCCGGGGGCUCUAUCGGGGUUUCGGAGCCAGCAUCGCCACCCUGGUGCCGGGCAGCGCCAUCUGGUGGGGUUUCUACGGCACGUACCAGCGGGUGUUUUGGCAACUCGUCCCCGCCGAGCUCGGGGGCGCGCGGGUGCGAGACGAGGGUUUAAACUUGGCAACUGCAAGUAAGAAAGGGCCGGCGUUGGAUAAGGAGGAUCCGUCGAUGGAGUUCAAGGCGGCGGUGGCGAGGGGGAUGGCCGCGUCGAGCGCGAGGAGCGAGACCGGGGUGCCGGCGGAGCCCGGCGAGGGCACCGUGAUCGGCGUGCAGGUGGCGUCGGGCGUGUGCGCGGGCGCGACGUCCGGAUUCUUGACCACGCCGCUCGACAUCGUCAAGACGCGGCUGCAGGUGCUGUCCGGUCCGCAGGGCGCGGCGUCCGCGGGGGGCGGCGGCGGGGCGGUUCGGCACACGUUCUGGAGCACGGCGGCUGAGUUGUACCGCGAGCACGGCGCGUUGGGUUUCUUCCGGGGGGUCCGGCCGAGGAUGACGUCGGUGUCCAUCUGGGGUACCACCAUGGUGACGACGUACGAGUUCCUCAAGCGGACGUCCAAGAUUGAUGACGCGGAGCCGUGA
Messenger RNA from Micromonas commoda, 1203 nucleotides. Its product is annotated as mitochondrial carrier protein. The transcript has a single exon. Bases 1 to 1203 code for a protein of 400 amino acids. NCBI's taxonomy places the organism in Eukaryota, Viridiplantae, Chlorophyta, Mamiellophyceae, Mamiellales, Mamiellaceae. Gene Ontology annotation, biological process: transmembrane transport. The record is from RefSeq and is a predicted model, not a curated record.